This is a messenger RNA of Xyrichtys novacula (pearly razorfish), 5499 nucleotides long. Lineage: Eukaryota; Metazoa; Chordata; Actinopteri; Labriformes; Labridae. The record is from the annotation of a GenBank genome assembly.
AGGGGGCAGCACUCACACACGGAAGCAGCUGCUGCAGUUAAAAGUAGAAGAAGAAGAAAUACAAUAUUUAGCGGGCUUCAGCUCUUCACUCGGACUUUUCUCUAUUCCUCCGUUUUUUUUCUCCUGAAUCUUUUUUAAAUUGAAGGUAAGAGCAGUCUGUAAGGUUCCUCAGGUUUAACUGAUCCAAAUCGACACUUUAAGGUCUUUUUUUCGGUCAGAUUUGAGUCUUUGCCCUCUUCUUCUUCAGUCAGGAACAUAAUCUGCUUUAAAAAUCUUCCUAUCUUCGCGUUUCUCCUGAUUACCGGAGUUUUAUCAAAACUUAAUUAAUUGUUAAUAAAACAUAAAGUGAUAAUUUUAAAGAUCCGUCGGUUCGGCUGCUGGAAGGACUCGAACUGACCAGUUUUUACGAUAUAAAUCCAGAAUAUAUUUGUUAGAGUGUCUGUGCUCUUUUGUGUUUAAAACAGAGAUUUACAUUUUUAUUUUCUGAUAAAAAUGAAACUUCAUAAAUAAAGACUUUUCCCAAAGUCAUUAAAGUACAAAUAACGAUUUAACACCGAGUGAACUAGUUAAUGUGUGUGUUUGUGUGUCUCUGUGUGUGUGUCUCUGUGUCUCUGUGUGUGUAUAUAUGUGUGUGUAUAUAUAUGUGUGUGUUUGUGUGUGUCUCUGUGUCUCUGUGACUCUGUGUGUGUGUUUGUGUGUGUGUUUGUGACUGUGUCUCUGUGUGUAUAUGUGUGUGUGUGUUUGUGUGUGUCUCUGUGACUGUGUGUAUAUGUGUGUGUGUUUGUGUGACUCUGUGUGUGUGUUUGUGUGUGUGUGUGUGUGUCUCUGUGUCUCUGUGUAUAUAUGUGUGUGUUUGUGUGUGUAUAUAUAUGUGUGUGUUUGUGUGUGUCUCUGUGACUCUGUGUCUCUGUGUGUAUAUAUACGUGUGUGUCUCUGUGUGUGUAUAUGUGUGUGUGUUUGUGUGUCUCUGUGUGUAUAUAUGUGUGUGUGUGUUUGUGUGUGUCUCUGUGUGUAUAUAUAUGUGUGUGUUUGUGUGUGUCUCUGUGUAUAUGUGUGUGUGUGUGUCUCUGUGACUCUGUGUGUGUCUCUGUGUGUAUAUAUGUGUGUGUGUGUCUCUGUGUGUAUAUAUGUGUGUGUGUUUGUGUGACUGUGACUCUGUGUGUGUGUGUGUGUGUAUAUAUGUGUGUAUCUGUGUGUGUGUGUGUUUCAGAUGUGGGCUCUCUCUCCCUUCUCGGUGUCUCCAGCUGCUGCUCUCCUCUCCAGGUGUGUCUCUAAAGGAACCGUGUCUCAGGUGAGUUUACCUGCAGGAUGAAUUCUGGGACAUUUUUUAAAACCUUUUAUUUUAUAAAGUUUUUCUUUUAUGACAAAAUCGUUAAUCAGCUUCCUGUACUCAGGAGGAGAUUGACUCCGCCUCUUCAGAGCUAAGCCCCGCCUUCUCCCCUCACCUGCAUGAGGUAGAAAAUGGGAUCCGAUCACAGAGACACCUGGACGAGGUAAAAUAAUCGCACCUGGAGUUAAAGAGUUCAUUUAUUGACGCUGCGGAAAGUUUCCUGAUCAGGUUUAUUGAUACUGAAGCUGCCUGUUGAAAACGACACUCACUGAUAUUGAUCCCACUCAGGCCUGUUUUUAUUGUUUAUUCACUUUAACGUUUGUCUAAUUACAACAAUUUAGAAAUAAAUUUAAAGUCAAAUUUAGAAAAUCCACCAGAUCAGAAAAACUUCAAUAAUCAGAUUUAAUAAGAUUCUCUGUUUGUUUGUUUGUUUGUUUGUUUGUUUGUUUGUUUGUUUGUUUGUUUGUUUGUUUGUGUCAGCUGCGACUGGAGGCGGAGCUUCUUAGGUCAGAGAAGAAAAGUGCCGACUUCACGCACACCUUUCACCUGAGUGAGUCUUUGGGGGGCUAAAAAAACCAAUAAAACAUGUUUUUCUCUGUUUAAUCGAACAGAAACUCGUCUGAUCUCCGUUUUUAAUCCAGUGAAUUCUGUCAAAUGUUUCUAUGUGGAAAUAUUUGAUAUUUACCUGAAACACGUUUGAUCACAUUCAGAGAAACCUUCAAACUCAGAUUUACUUCAUUUUGUACUUCUGUCAUUUUGUUUUCCCUGUUCUGUUAAUAAUCCUAAUUCUGUUAAAUAUUUAUGAUAAUAAACAAUAAUAAUAAUAAUAAUAAUAAUAAUUAGGAGAGUGAUUUCAUAGACGUUAGUCUGUCUAAAAUCUCUUCGACUGUUUCUGGUUUUUCAGGUUUUUUUCUCGAGUUUUAAAGUUUUUUCUUCUCGUCGUGUUUCAGAAAAAAUCAGUCGGUCGACUUUUAUUUUUAAAACAAAGUAAAAAACUGGACUGGACCAGACUCUAUUUACAAAAACCCGGUUUAAAGAUCAGACCCACUCGGAUCCGUCUUCAACCACAGGAGUGAAAGAGGAAGAACUUUAACAGGCAGAAACCUCGAGCAGAACCAGAACCCUAACCAGACUGAUGUUAGACCCUCAUCUGCUGAGACUGAGCCGGGUUUAGAGAGCCGGAUCAGAGGUUCUCCUGGUUCUGGUCAGGACUCGGGCUGCAGCGUUUUGGACCAUCUGAAGAGUCUGUAAAGACUUGACGGAGCUGCAGCUCCUUUUAGUGGUUCUGAACGAAGUUUUUAUGAAAUCAGUAAGAAAAGGAACACGAGACCCUGAUGUGGAGUUUUCAGAACUUUGACAAACAGAAACUCUUUAAAAAAUCUCAGUUUUAUUUCUUUAUUUCACCUUCAUGAGUUUUUGUCUUUUUCUCGUUUAGUUCAGAGACGGUUUGACUUUGAUAAAGUUUUAAAACAGUUUCUUCUUCUCUGGUCUGCAGCUCGCAGGUUUCACCUGCUGCAGGUCUUCUGUGCUCACCUGACGGACGUCCUGAGAGACCAGAACAGUCUGAGACAGAGACUCAUGAGACCGCUGGGCCGGACCAACCUGCCCGUCCAGGCUCACCUGCACAGGUACCUCCUGUCGGCUCAUCGUGGUUUUUUCAGACAUGCUCAGUAGAGACUCGAAUACACUGGUCCUGUGUGUGUGUGUGUGUGUGUGUGUCUGUGUGUGUGUGUGUGUGUGUGUGUGUGUGUGUGUGUGUGUGUGUCUGUGUGUGUGUGUGUCUGUGUGUCUGUUCUGUAGGUCUGUGAUGGACUUGGUGUCGAUGUUACUGGACUUCAUUUGUGUUCUGGAGGAGAACCUGAGUUCAGUCCGCUGCAGCCCCGACACCAGAGACCGCCUGGAUCAGCUGGUAGGUCACAUGACAACAAUGUCGUCAAUCUGAUCAGCUGACCGUCUGCGUCACUCGGACCUCCUGUCACAUCAGUAAAAAUGUAAAAAAAAACUUUUUUGUUUCAUUAAAACAAAUUUAUCAAUAAAAAAAACUUUCAUAAGAAUUUAAUCUUAGAAUUAACCUUUUAAUUAAGCAGAGGUCAGAGGUCAGAGGUCAUUCCGGAGGGCCAAGUUUAGAUAUCAGGUUCAGAAGCUUCAGUGGAAGUCAUUAAAACCCGAGGUCGGACCACCUCCCCAAAAACCUCUCUGUGGGCGUCACCCGGCGAGGAGGCAGACGGCGUCCGUUCUAUCGACAGUCGGUGAUCACAUGAUCACAACACACACAUUAAUGUAAUGAGGAACAAACAUGGCGGACUGUGAAGCACGAUAACAAAUCAGCAACGCCUGGCUGAGGGUGCGAACCCAUCGAUUUAGUCAGUGAUUCAACAUUUCCUAAAAACACACACACAUGAACACACACACACAUAAACACACACACACGAACACACACACACACACACAUAAACACACACACACACACAAACACACACACACACACACAUGAACACACACACACAUGAACACACACACACAUAAACACACACACACGAACAGACACACACACAGACACACACACACACACACACACACACACACACACACACACACACACACACACACGAACACACACAUAAACACACACACACAUGAACACACACAUGAACACACACACAUAAACACACACACACACAUAAACACACACACACGAACAGACACACACACACACAUGAACACACACACACACUCACGAACACACACAUAAACACACACACAUAAACACACACACACAUAAACACACACACACACACACACAAACACACACACACACACACACACACACACACACACAUGAACACACACACACACACACAUGAACACACACACACACACACAUGAACACACACACACAUAAACACACACACACGAACAGACACACACACAGACACACACACACACACACACACACACACACACACAUGAACACACACACGAACACACACAUAAACACACACACACAUGAACACACACAUGAACACACACAUGAACACACACACAUAAACACACACACACACAUAAACACACACACACGAACAGACACACACACACAUGAACACACACACACACUCACGAACACACACAUAAACACACACACAUAAACACACAUGAACACACAUAAACACACACACAUGAACAUACACACACACACACACACACACAUGAACACACACACACACAUGAACACACACACACACACACACACACACAUGAACACACACACACACUCUUCAUCAGAGGUACCGAGAGUCUUCCUUCAGCCUCAUAAUCAGCUGGUUCUCAAAGUUCUCGGCUCAUGAAAAUCAGCGAGUUCUGAACUCGUCUCCUCGACUCUUCAGUUUCCUCUAAUUGAGGUUGAAAACACGAAGGCGUCACAAAUCACUCCUAAGUGUGUCCAACGGUCACAUGAUCAUACCAAAAUGGUGCCAUGGCGGCGCCUCGGUACUUUGCUCUCAGGUUCUUGUUUUAGUUCUCUGGUGAAGGACUCAAACAUGAGGUGGUCUUCUGUCUCUCCAGUUUUCAGGUCCAGGAAGUUCGUUACGGGGUCGCAGCGUUAAACGUGACUCGGGUUUUUAAGCCGAACUAACCUCACCUCUUUCUGUUUGGAUUUCAGAACUCCUCGCUCACACAGUUAUUGACUCAUGUGGCUGAGGUCCAAAGAUUGUCCAAUCAGGUUCUUCGUUGGAAAGAGGUCCACAGUGGGAGCAGCAUGCUGAGUGACAGCUCUAUAUGAUGACCCUUGACCCCUGACCAUCUCCUCCAGCUGGUUGGACAGACGCCAUCGUGUGGGACACGAAAUCUUGUCCUCGAAAAAGACUCAGGCUAACAACACGUUACUGUAGCACCUCCCACUUUAACCCGUAAACGUUAUUUCGUGAACUUUGUGGUAAAAUCGUAUUGUGUCUCUUUUGUUUUCAAUAAAGACGAUUUCUCACAGUCCAGUUGUGGUUUUCUUGUUGCAGCAGGAGGAGCUCAGAUACAGCCCGGCGUGUGUUUCUGCAGUUUCAUGUUUCAGUGAACAUGAAUUAAAUAUUUGACACAUCGUUUUUAACCUCGAGUGUAAAACUGUUUUGGUUUCUGUGCAGCCAAAUAAAAAAAAAGACAUUUUCAGUUCUGAGCUGUGA